Molecule: messenger RNA, 5103 nt
Organism: Planococcus citri (citrus mealybug)
Lineage: Eukaryota; Metazoa; Arthropoda; Insecta; Hemiptera; Pseudococcidae
Product: retinal-specific phospholipid-transporting ATPase ABCA4-like
Exons: 26
Coding region: 1-4824 (1607 amino acids)
Biological process (GO): transmembrane transport; lipid transport
Cellular component (GO): membrane; intracellular membrane-bounded organelle
Molecular function (GO): ATP hydrolysis activity; lipid carrier activity; ATP binding
Source: RefSeq, a predicted model, not a curated record
AUGAAUUUCGAAAAGUUCAAAUUAUUGAUGUGGAAAAAUUACCGUUUGCGACGGUACCACUGGGUUGUAACUUUGAUCGAAUUCAUUAUACCGAUCUUAGUCGUUUGUAUUGUGGCACGGAUAGUUUCAUCGUUACCAAAAAGUACCAUCACCGAGAAAAAAAUCUAUUCAUCUACUUCGGAAAAAAAAUUCGUUGAUGAUGCCGAAGUCAACAGCUCUGUUGUUGUGUAUUAUGCUCCCAAUGUUCCUGCCAUUAAUCAGUUUAUGGAACCGUUGGAAUAUAAUUUCGAAUCGAUGGAAGGAUUAGCGAACGAAACUGAGUUGGAAAGUACUUUAGGUGAACAUCGUACUAUCCUUACCAUGAGUUUUGGAAUUUUUUUCCAAAACAUCAUCUACAACGAAUCACUACCAGACAAAUUAACCUAUGUGAUAAGAAGCAGAUAUGAUCGUACUUGGAAUACCCGAAAAUUGUAUUCUCCAAAAGACACUUUUGACCUUGAUGUGCGAAAUCCUUAUAUUGAUGAAAGCCGCUUUGUUGCUGUUCAGUUGUUGAUAAAUAAUCAUUUCGUUAGAAAUAAAACGGCCCUAAAUGCUUCGUUUGAGGUAGAAUUCGAACGGUUUCCGUACCCUUCAUUCAGGUUCUUGGAUAUAUUUACACAUACAAAAAGGGCUUCUCUAUUUUUGGUAGUUGGUGCUGUUAUAGUUAUAGUCAUUUUGAUUGCAUCGGUCCAUUUAAUCAAUGAUAUUGUCCAAGAAAAAGACAGCGGUGUUAAGGUGACUUCAAAUACAUCUUGUAUAGCCACCGUCGCUACGUCGAUAUUCUUACUUUGUUUUUUAUUUCUGCUUGUUGGAAUCAUGUUUUUGGACAACGCUGUCGAUAAUUUAGCGUUGAGAUUGGCGACAUUGACUCCUGCGGGCGCGUUUAUUUUGAUAUUUAAUCGGAUACGUUAUCACGAGGAGCACGGAAUUGAUACCACGUGGUCAUCUGUCGCUGCAUCUGUAAAUGACCGGAAUUCUGUUUCGUUGAUGUUUUGUUUGUUCAUGUUGGUGGUUGAUACCUGUCUGUAUUUCUUUUUGGCGUAUUAUAUUACCGCCAUUAAUCCUGGCAAAUUUGGAGCUCGCAAAUCACCUUUAUUCAUUUUCGAGAGUUUGUUUUCGUGUUUCUUCACAAAUGACACCGAACCGUUGCAGAAUUUAAAUGAAACAGCUAAAAGCAACUUCUUCGAACCACCUCCUCAGAACGUAGAAUCUACGAUACAAAUCAAAAAUCUGCAUAAAUAUUUCGGAAAUGUGUACGCGGUUAGAGGAGUUGAUAUGAAUAUUUAUAAAAGUGAGAUGACAGUUCUGUUGGGAUGUAAUGGCGCAGGAAAAACAACCACUAUGUCUAUAAUGACUGGAUUGAUUUCUCCCAGUGCUGGAUCUAUACAUUUUAAAGGCAUGGAUAUAUUCAAAAAUAUGGAUAAAUUUAGAAGAAAUUUAGGAAUGUGCCCUCAAGAGAAUCGAACGAUGCCUUAUUUAACAGUUCUGGAGCAUUUGUUGUUUUUUGGACAAUUGAAAGGUAUUUCACGAGCAGCAGCACUAGCUGAAGCAAAUGAAUACCUGGCAAUUAUGGAAAUGCAGUCGAAGAAAAAUUCGUUAAUUGGAGCAUUAUCGGGUGGAAUGAAAAGAAAACUGUGCCUAGCAAUCGCGUUGAUGGGAAAAGCUGAAGUUCUGAUAUUGGAUGAGCCGACGUCUGGAAUGGAUGCGCAAUCGAGGAGAAAAUUAUGGGAUUUGUUGUUGGGUUUGCGAGGCCAACGUACUGUUAUAUUCACAACGCAUCAUAUGGAAGAAGCAGACGCUUUAGGAGAUCGUAUUGCGAUUAUGGACCAUGGUGUUAUCGUUUGUCACGGAACCCCUCUAUUUUUGAAGAAAGCAUACGGUAUCGGGUAUGAAUUAACGAUCACCAAAGACGGUGGGGAUUCGGCUGCUAUCGAUAAUGUGAUCAAAGCUGCAUUACCAGACGCCAGUCGAGAACGUGAAACGUCCACAGAAACCAUCUAUAAAUUACCGUUAACUGAAACCAGUAAAUUUCCAACUCUGUUUAAAAAUUUAGAAGCUGAAAAACUGCAAUUGGGUAUUCGAAAUUUGGGUGUUGCCGCUACCACAAUGGAAAAUGUAUUUUUAAAAGUUGGGGGUGUUUCUACUUAUGAUGCAGAUUCAACGAAAUAUAAGACGGUUACUGACUCCAAUUCUGGAACGAAUCAUCUGCAUUAUUAUGUUGGAGCGUUUUUAUACGUUCAACAAUUCAAAGCCAUAUUCAAGAAAAAGUGUCUGUAUACGUCGCGGAAUCUAUUCAGCAUAUUCACUCGAAUUAUUCUAACAUCGUUAAUGGGACUAUUCAUGGCGUAUGUACCACUACUGAACCAAGUAGAAGUAGACCAUUCGCCGGAACCACCGUUGGAUUUAUCAAUGAGUACCUAUCCGGGUCCAACAGUUGUGCUGAAGAAUAAUGUCAUUGACUCCAGUUUCGCCGAACAUCUUUCAGAAUACGUUUCUGAAGAAGGAGGUUUAUUGGUGAACGCCAAUAUUUCUCCGAUUGAAGAAGAUUUACUGCAAUAUGGAAACGAUAUUUUGAAAUAUGAAAGAGAUUAUAUAUCUGCUUUCGAAUUGAAUUCAACGACUGUAAAAGUACUGAAUAAUCCUUCUUUAAUACAUUCGUUUCCAAUUACCAUCACAACGUAUACGAACGUAUUGCUUCGCAGUAUCAUGAAAGACAAUCGCUAUCAAAUCAAUACGAUCAAUCAUCCUAUACCAAGUCGGAAAUCAUUAGAAGACUCAGAAAAUGGUUGCUUCAAAAGUCAAGUACUCGAUUUUUCAUUUUAUAUCCUGUGGUUUAUCGCGAUGGCAUUUUACACGGUUGAUUUAACGGCUUACUUUGCCGUAUUUGUGAACACGGAGCGAAUUGAUGGAUUUCAACAUAUUCAAACCAUGUCGAAUGUUUCUCCAUUGGUGUAUUGGAUCGCUACUCUAUCAUUCGAUCUGGCGUUCUUUUUGCUUGUAAUUUUCAUUCGUGUUGGAGUUUUCAAACUCGUGGAUAAAUCAACUUUCCUUGGCCUUAAUACAUCGAUUGGUAUUUUUGCAUUGAUAAUAAUUCUAUACGGGAUAUCCGGGUUGCUUUUCAUCUACGUAAUCAGUUAUUUUUCCAGUUCCAAAGAAGGAUCGUAUUCCUUACAUUUAAUUUUCAACGUGAUAUGUUGCAUAAUAAUAUUGGUAUUUUACGGACUGCUGGGCAAAGUGAGCCUGCACAACCAAUUAGGAGUAGAACACGUUCAUAAAUUGGUGUUUCGGUUCAUUGUCAAAGGUGUAAUUUUACUCGUUCCUUCGUUUAAUUUCUCGCUAUUGUUCUUCAAGUUUAUAGCAACUUUCCAAGCCAAAGCAGGGUGUUCUAACUGUUAUUCCGAAGCCUCGAGAGAAAACUGUGAAGAACGGAAUCCGAUAGUAAGGAAACCGUACUUUGUAUUUGAAUCGGAUGAGAAUAAGGACGGUAUACUUUUGGAGACGUUAUUUUUGAUAUUCGAUAUCAUUUUAUAUGCCAUCAUACUUUCCUUCAUCAAUACUGGAUUUGUUCGUAAUGGGUUUAACUCGUUGAAGAAUAGAAUGUUUGGUACCUUGUCCACUAAUCCGGAUGAAGGCGAUGACGACGUGAAACAGGAAUAUGAUAAAGUGCAAAAGUAUAAGAAAGAUGAAUCGGAUCAUGUUUCAUUGUGUAACCGCGAACAGAACGUGAUUAAUGGCAAAUUAUCCGAUGUUGAAAUUGGUGAAAAUGUUCCAUUACGAGAAAGAAACACGACUUCUUUGCUGGUGGAUGGAUUGCGAAAUAAUUACAUCAACUGGCUCAAACCCUUCACUGCUGUUUCCGAUGUGAAUUUUAUCAUCAAACCUGGAGAAUGUUUUGGUCUUUUAGGAGUUAACGGGGCUGGUAAAACUACUACGUUUAAAAUGCUGACAGCUGAAAUUGUUCCUACCUUGGGUGAUGCGUCCAUCGAAACAAUUAAAUUGAGGACUAACAAGAUGCGGUAUUUAUCAAUGGCCGGAUAUUGCCCUCAAACCAACUGCUUCAUCGAAGAAUUGACCGGAAGAGAAAUGCUGUCCAUGAUUGCCAGCAUGAGAGGUGUUUUCCAAAAUGAGAUUGAACUUCUAGUUGAUAAAUGGAUCAAAAUUAUAGGGUUAGAAGAAUUCCAGAACCGAAGAUGUGGCACUUACAGUGGAGGCAAUAAACGAAAAUUAUGUACAGCGAUGUCAUUAAUUGGAGAUCCCAAAGUAAUAUUCUUGGACGAACCUACCAGCGGACUAGACCCAGUUUCUAGACGUAAUUUGUACGACGUAAUGGCACAAAGUAAAGAAGCCGGACAAGCUGUUAUUUUAACUUCUCACAGUAUGGAGGAAUACGAAACUCUGUGUGAUCGUUUAACCAUAAUGGUCUCUGGUGUUAUGAAAUGUAUCGGAACUACUCAACAUUUGAAGAAAAAAUACGCCCAAGGAUUCUCGAUUAUGAUAAAAAUCAACGAUAUUCCCGAAUUUGACGGAGAAAAAGCUGCAUUAAAAAACACCAUGAUGGAGUUAUUCACAGAGAAAUACUGUAUUCUCAAAGACGAGCAUAGGGGGUUGCUUUAUUAUCAAAUAAAAGAUACAUCUAUACCGUGGUGGGCUUUGUUUGAAAAAAUGGAAGCUCUAAAGCAACGCUAUCGUGACUUAGUUGAAGAUUACGUAAUUACAGAUACCACUUUGGAGGAAGUUUUCAUUUCAUUCGCUAAGGAGAGCGCAGAUCUGAAUUUAAAUAAAUAGGUUUUCAGCUGUGAUUUUUUCUUUGUGGAAAUCAUUAUGAUUCGUCCAAAUUGAGCUUAACAUUUAAUUGUAUCGAGCUUCCUUUUUUUUUCAAGUCAUCAGUGCAAAGUCUGACUUAAUCUAUGUCAGUGUGAUUUCUACUCAUAGAAUGCUUGUAGUUUAUUUUCAUAAAAUAUUUUUCACUUCAGUCUUCUCAUUAAGUUUACCAGUUAUACUUACUCUAAAUUAAGGUUUCAACUUCUGGAAGAUGAUGCAUAUAUGUAUUUUCGUUGCAUUUAA